This is a messenger RNA of Phaedon cochleariae (mustard beetle), 1884 nucleotides long. NCBI's taxonomy places the organism in Eukaryota, Metazoa, Arthropoda, Insecta, Coleoptera, Chrysomelidae. The record is from the annotation of a GenBank genome assembly.
AUGGAUAUUAGAAAAUAUUUAUCCAAAAUUACUGAAAGUAGCUCGAAUUCUGAAAUGGAUCCCAUUAUCAAGAAGUUGAAGCUAGACCACACAAAUAAAACUGAACCAAUAUUUUCAAGUUCAGCUGGAAAUCCAACUAAUCCUCGAAUAGAGUUGAAGCUAGAUGAUGUUACCAGCGAACCGAUACCUUCUUGUUCAACUACCGAUAACGAUUUGGAUUUGGGACAAUAUAUUAUGUCUUCUGCAAAUAUAUCGGAUGGAAUGCGAUAUAAAUUUCUCGAACAUCCUUUCAAACCAGGAUCAGAUUACAAUUUCAAAAAUGAUGCUGUUAUGGAAACAAGAUAUUUCAAAUAUGAUUGGUUAGCUGAAUAUAACUGGCUUGUAUAUUCAAAGAAGUUGAAAGGAGUUCUGUGCAAGAACUGUGUGGUAUUUCGUCCAGUUUUGAGAAGAGGUGUAAUGGGUUCUUUUAUCAUUAAAGAAUUCACCAAAUACAAAGAUUGUCAUGCACAAGCCAAAGCUCAUAUGGGCUCAGAAUGGCAUAGAGACUCUAGUAUAAGGGCCAAAGAAUUUUUAGACAGAUAUUCUGGCAAAACCAAAUCAGUCUGUGAAAUAAUUGAUUCCCAUAUGAGUUCAACAAUAGAAAAUAACAGAAAACUACUGAAACCAAUAAUCUCCUCUAUGAUUUUCUGUGCUACUCAUGAUAUGGUUGUUCGAGGAAAACAUUCAGAGGGGGGCAAUUUCAAAGAUCUUUUGAAAUUCAGGGUUGAGAGCGGUGACCUCGGACUAUCUGAACAUUCACUAACAUGCAAAAAAAAUGCUAAAUAUACAUCUCAUCAAGCGCAAAAUGAAUUGAUUGAGAUAUGUGGAAACAUUGUUAGAAAAAACAUUGUAGAGGUAGUGAACAGGAGCGAAGGAUUCUCGUUAUUAGCAGAUGAAUCUGCCGAUAUAUCUGGAAAAGAGCAAUUAUCUGUUGGAGUGAAGUUCGUAGAUGCUUUGAAUAACAUUAAAGAUGAGUUUACUGAGCUAUUACGUAUGGACGCAAAAACCAUUGCAGAAACAAUUCUUUCUACCGUGGAUGAUUAUGGAUUGAAUUUGCAUAAAUUGAUGGGGCUAGGAUUUGAUGGGUGUCUAACAAUGGCGGGAAAAGAAAAUGGAGUUCAAAAACUAAUUAGAGAUCGAUAUUCAAAGGUAACAUUCUUUCACUGUUCUUCACAUCGACUGAAUUUGGUGAUAAAUGAUUUGAAUUCUGUGAGCGAGAUUCGAAACUGUGUUGGUGUUAUAAAAGAGAUCAUCAAUUUUUUUCGAGAUAGUCCACGCCGCCGAUCUCUAGUUCCCAAUAUCCCUUUGUUUUCUGAAACUAGAUGGACCGCCAAAUAUGAAUCGAUACGUUUAUUUUUCGGACAUUUUGUUGGAAUUAAAUCAGUGUUAGAUGAUUUGACUACAAACAGAGAUUUCAACCAAGCUGAGCAACUCUCUUGUUCGUCAUCUACUCCAAAGUUUAUCAUUUGUCUGAACCUAAUUUCUAAAUACUCAGCCCAGUUGGAGCCAGUUACCAAAAUCUUGCAGGGAAAAUCUGUAAAUUUGUUAGAUGUUCAAAAACACCUAGAAAAUUUGUUGCAGAUAUUCGAAAAUAAUAGGAAAGAUGGAAAUGAAUGUUUUGGGAGUAUUUUCACAAAAUCUAUGGAAAUUGCUAAUGAAUUUGGAAUAGAAAUACAGCAACCUCGCAUAGCAAAACGCCAGAUCAAUAGAACAAAUAUUGAGACGGCUUCUGCAGAAGAUUACUUCAGAAUCUCUCUUUUCAUUCCAUAUAUGGACUCCCUGAUAUCUUCCCUGAAAAUCCGGUUCUCUGAAGAUACGCGAACAGCCUUCUCAAUAUCAUGUUAA